ACCGGCCAACUACCAGACAUACGAUUCACAGUGAGGACACUUGCAGUGGGUUUGUUUUAUAGGUCAGAGGGAAACGAGUGGGUGGAGUUAAUGAAGCGACGACGCAGAUAGAAUGAGACAAAAUCCCGCGACAACAGCCCAUAUAACCAAGAGUUAUGUUAUGUUCACCCGCUGCAGGUUAUCCAUGAUAGACUCGUGAAUGAAUGGGUCUUUGGUCCUGCUCUUCCGCGUCAUUUACACCAGGUGAGGCUCAUUAUCUGUAGACGAUCUUUGAUGGCGGUUGACAGAUGGAGGACCAGGAAGCUGAGCAGGGGGAACCGUGUCGGCCUCUGUCCCAGAACAGCUGUAUCAAACAUGAACCCAGGAAGAACUUGUAACGGGGAGAGACGCGUCUGCGGCUGUUGGUGAGACAGCGCGGCACUUCCGCCUGCGCUCACAGCGACACACCGAGAAGCAUGUCUGCGUCCUCCGCUGUCAAAAAGAAGCACGUUCGGUUUGCCAAGUUGGAGGAAGACGACGUCGACGAUGGGCAGGAGGAUGAGGAGGAGGAGGAGGAGGACACCCUGUUCGACCAGAGGAAGGACACCGGGCCCGGGCCCGGGCUGAAGAGCGCGCUGAAGGCCGUCAGGAGGACGGCCAAACCGGGCUGCGAUGCCCGGGUGCAGGUGGUCGGCGGACGGAGGGGCGGGUACGGCGCGUGCGGCCGCUGGAUGGUCACCCUGGUGCUCUGCGCCUCCUUCCUGGGCUUGGGGAUGGGCAUCUCCGUUCUCGGCCCCACCUUUGAGGACCUGGCUGUGAACGUGAAGAAGAACAUCAGCAAUAUGUCCUAUAUCUUCGUAGGCCGCUCCAUGGGGUACAUCGGAGGGUCCCUCGUCGGAGGCCUUCUCUUUGAUUGCAUGAACCCCCACCUCCUGCUUGGUUUAUCCAUGUUGGUCACAGCACUUGGAAUGUGUGCCAUCCCUUUCUGUGUGCAGGCCAUGGUCCUCACCGCGCUCAUGUCCAGUAUCGGGAUGUCUAUGGGUGUCCUGGACACAGGUGGUAACGUGCUCAUAUUGGAGACGUGGGGCCAGCAGGCGGGCCCUCACAUGCAGGCGCUGCACUUCAGCUUUGCAGCUGGGGCCUUUGUGUCCCCGAUUAUAGCCAAGCUAAUGUUUGGUCUUGAUGGGAACAGCAGCAUGGGAGCCACAGCCACCGACUCCACACCUCCUGCAAACACAGAACAAAUCACCAGCGUCCCUGAUACUCAGAGAAUUAUCAGCUUCAUCCACAGCAGGAGCAGUACACUCAAAUCCACAUGGGCCUACAUUGUGAUAGGCUCUUUCAUUGGUCUUAUCUCGUUUCUCUUCUUCAUCCUUUACACUUGCAUCAGCACUUCACGAGACAAAGCUCGCACGCCGUCAGGAAAGCCCCUGGUGGCUAAACACCACACGGCUCUUGUCGUGCUGCUCUUCUUCUUCUUUUUUGGCUACGUAGGUGCUGAGGUGGCAUACGGUUCCUUCAUCUUCAACUACGCCAAGGACUACGCACACAUGCAACAGUCGCAGGCGGCCUGGCUGAAUUCUUUGUUCUGGGCAGCGUUUGCUGCCUUCCGAGGGUUUUCCAUCUUCUUCGCGGCCUGCGCGUACCCGGGCACCCUGAUUCUCCUCAACUUGGUGGGCUGCACCCUCUCCUCCCUGCUUCUCUGCCUCUUCAGUAGGGAGAAGGUGGCCUUGUGGAUUUGCACUGGUCUCUAUGGAGCCUCAAUGUCCACUACUUUCCCCUGUGGCAUCUCCUGGAUGGAGCAGUACACCACGGUGACCGGAAACACAGCAGCAGUGUUUGUGGUGGGUUCAGCAUUAGGUGAAAUGGUGCUGCCUGCACUUGUAGGCUUCUUGGGGAAGUUCUACCAUCACCCCCUGCUGAUGUACAUGUCGUUCAUCACCGCCACCUUUACCUCCAUCCUCUUUCCUGUCAUGUACAAGCUGGCCUCUGCCCCCAGCGACCAGAGCAGGACACCCCGCAGUGUGGGCCGACCGGAAGCCGACGACAGCGAAUUCCGCAAGGCCCUGCUGGACCCUGGAGCCAACGAUGAAGACGAGGACGACCCGGACAACGAGGCAGAUAAGUGGAAUGAUGCAGACUUUGAGGUGAUUGAGAUGGACGACACAGCGAGCCUUGUGAAUUCGCCCAGCAAGGCUUCAUCUCCCCCUGAUGUCACCAGGGUGGGAGGGAGCUCUGCUGCUCGUCACCAGGUGACGGAGCCCGACCCCCUCUGUCUGGUGGGAGACUCCCCCCGACAAGAGCUGCUACUCCCUGACAGGGAGAAGAGAGACUGAGCUUUCCUCCUCCUGUAGCAGAUGUCUGGACCGUUCACAGUGCAGUGUAUGAAAGGUUGAACUCCACUGUGACACUAUGAUGUUUUAAUGUGAAGGGUUCUGUGUUGGCCUGAUGCCUUCCACAGCGGGGUCAAAGGUCAGGGUAGGCUGUGGAACAGAAGCCUUCGGGCUGGUAGGAAUUCAGUGCCUUGCUCAAGGACGCGUGAGCGGAGUGAACGAGUUUAGUCAGGGAAGCUCGUCCUCUUCAUUAUCCUCCUGCUGCCAUUAACUAAAUUUAAUUUUGCACUUCUGCUGUGAUUGUGUGACAGUUUAAGAUUUUUUAUUUAAAAAAAUAUAUAUUUUAUACGUGUAGCGCCAAAUAAUACACAUCUCAAGGCACUUUACAUAGUGAGGUCGAGACUUCACAAUAUUACUGAGAAACCCAACAGCUCCCACAAUGAGGAGCUCUAAGACUGUUGAGGAGAAAAAAGUGGAAGAAAAUCUUUAAUAAUACUGACACUUAAAGAUGAAAGGUCCUGCAGCUCUGGGAAGAUUGAGAUAUAGAUCAGAUUUUUAAUGGUUUCACCUGUUUAAUGUUUGGUUGGUUGUCAGGUAGAAGGACGGAACAUGGGUCAGGAUAGAACUUGUUAAAUUUUGGCGUAUCCACAAAUUCUUUUCAGCACUUUUCUUGAAGUGAUUGAAGGCGAUUUUUUUUACAUUUUCAGAUAUCCCAGGGAAUAAUUUAGUGCAGUGAUAUCUAUGAGUGUGUUCAAUUUGAAUUUCAGUUAAGACUGUUGGGCCUUGGUCUGUAUUCUACUGAGUGAUUUUCUAGUUGUUUUCGUUAUCUCCUGUAAUGUGUCAUGAGUCUUUAAAUCAUGUGUUGUGAUUUGAUGAAGUUAAAAAAAAAAAGACUCACUGAAUAAAUACAAUUACUUUUUAUUAUAUCAAUCUCAAACCUCCACCCACAGCAAUGUCCAUUAAAAACACAAAAACA
Scophthalmus maximus (turbot) is the source of this 3288-nucleotide messenger RNA. It is a transcript of the gene slc60a2b, whose product is annotated as major facilitator superfamily domain containing 4B. The coding region runs from base 456 to 2315 and encodes 619 amino acids. The record is from RefSeq and is a predicted model, not a curated record. NCBI's taxonomy places the organism in Eukaryota, Metazoa, Chordata, Actinopteri, Pleuronectiformes, Scophthalmidae. The transcript is spliced from 4 exons.